GGGACAUCAAGCUCUACUUCUUCAAACAUAAUAGUUACUCUAGCUUCUUCAAUUUGAAAAAAAUAUGGAAGUCAUGUCACCUACCCACACAAAUGGCUCUGCCCUCCUUAAAAAUAGUACAAAUGGCCACCACAUGAAUGGCAAUUCCGAUUACCUGAACGGCGCCACAGCUCAUGACAAUGGCAGAAAAAUAUUAGGGAGCUCCAACUCUGUUAAGCCUGGUUGGUUUUCAGAAUUUAGCUCGUUAUGGCCAGGUGAAGCAUUCUCACUGAAAAUAGAGAAGUUGCUAUUUCAGGGGAAGUCUGAUUAUCAAGAUGUCAUGCUCUUUGAGUCAGCAACUUAUGGGAAGGUACUGACAUUAGAUGGAGCAAUUCAACAUACAGAGAAUGGUGGAUUUCCAUAUACUGAAAUGAUUGUUCAUCUCCCACUUGGUUCCAUUCCAAACCCAAAAAAGGUGUUGAUCAUUGGUGGAGGUAUUGGAUUUACAUUAUUCGAAGUGCUUCGUUAUCCUACCAUUGAAAAAAUAGACAUUGUUGAGAUUGAUGAUGUGGUGGUCGAUGUGUCUAGAAAAUUUUUCCCCUACUUAGCAGCUAAUUUUAAUGAUCCUCGUGUAACCUUGGUUCUUGGUGAUGGAGCUGCAUUUGUAAAGGCUGCACAAGCAGGAUAUUAUGAUGCUAUUAUAGUGGACUCCUCUGAUCCUAUUGGUCCAGCAAAAGACUUGUUUGAGAGACCAUUCUUUGAGGCAGUAGCCAAAGCACUUAGACCUGGAGGAGUUGUUUGCACCCAAGCUGAAAGCAUAUGGCUUCAUAUGCAUAUUAUUAAACAAAUCAUUGCUAAUUGUCGUCAAGUCUUUAAGGGUUCUGUCAACUACGCUUGGACUACUGUUCCAACUUAUCCAACUGGUGUAAUUGGUUACAUGCUCUGCUCCACCGAGGGGGCAGAAGUCGACUUCAAGAAUCCGGUGAAUCCAAUUGACAAAGAUGCAACUCACGUCAAAUCCAAAUUAGGACCUCUCAAGUUUUACAAUACUGAUAUUCAUAAAGCAGCUUUCAUUUUGCCAUCUUUUGCCAGAAGUUUGAUUGAGUCUUGAUUAAAUAAAGAAUGAAGAUUGAUGGUACAUUUAUUGGAAUUGUAGGAUUGGAAUUCUUGAGUUUUGCUAUAUUGUAAUACGUACUGUAAUACUGACCUCCAAAGGUCGGUUGAUCUAUGCAAGUUACUUUCAUGUCGCUACUAAUAAAACUAUAGUACAUUAUCGGGCGUCAAUUACGAUAUGUAGCAGAGAAAAUUUUACAUUGAAUGUCAGUGUUAAUUUCCUGAUUCA
This is a messenger RNA of Capsicum annuum, 1321 nucleotides long. Its product is annotated as putrescine N-methyltransferase 1. Gene Ontology annotation, cellular component: cytosol. Gene Ontology annotation, molecular function: putrescine N-methyltransferase activity; spermidine synthase activity. The coding region runs from base 65 to 1090 and encodes 341 amino acids. Gene Ontology annotation, biological process: spermidine biosynthetic process. NCBI's taxonomy places the organism in Eukaryota, Viridiplantae, Streptophyta, Magnoliopsida, Solanales, Solanaceae. The record is from RefSeq and is a predicted model, not a curated record. The transcript has 9 exons.